CGGAAGCCGAGGCCAACCAUGCCAGACAGGCCCCCCACGGCAGACUUGGGCGCACAGCUCAAUGCGGAACUGACGAGGAUCAUCAAAUGUCCAUAUCCUCCCUCGCUGUCUCCUCUCUCCCAUCUACUCGCGCGUGCCGACCUACCCACCAUCCGCGCUUCUAUUCAUCACCGUUCCCCAUGUGCCCUGGCUGCCUUGGCCAAAAUCGUCCGCGACGCCUUGCCGCUGACGGCUUACACGCUGCGUGUCCUGCAUCGUCUGUGCCAUGCACCCGAGUUCCGUGACCAACUAUUGAUUCGCUACCCGGGCCUGCUAAACGGUCUGUUGGAGAGGGCUGUUUCCUCCAAGCAAGACUUCAACGAUCUCGGGGAACUAUGUGUGCUACUUCUGUCGUGCCCUUUGCCAGAGGCAAUUCCCUUGCCUGCCGCCGCACAGAGUUUUCUGCUCAACGUCUUUGAAAAGGCUUCACAAAACCCAAAUUCCGAUGCCUUGAAGUCGGUAUAUCGCAUGCUCAAUGGAGCAUGCGCUCAGCUCUACCGUCUCCUUCCUAGUGCUGCCAGACGACGCUUCGAUACCGAGCUAUGUCGCAUCUUGCAAAACAAUGUAUCUGGCGAGUCGGCCAUGCUGCUGUUGUGGCUGUGUGGCAUAGUCAUUAUCGUUGAGCAUCCAGAAGGCAUCCAGCCUGCCCACGCGUUCGACACCAGUCACCAGCCCGUCUCUACCCAGACGCUAAUGCAGCAAUGGGUAACACCAUCCGGUCAAAAACUAUUUGGCUCUACCAAGGACUUGUACAAGAAUAUACAAAUGACGUGCUUGAAUAUCUUGUGGCUCCUCAAAGCCCCCGUUGACGACGACGAAGAAGUAACUGAAGGCUUGCGUAUUGCCUCUAGAAUCAUGCAAUGUAUCGACAUAGACAUCAGAGAUAGUUGGAUCAAGCAUGAAAAGGGGGCACUGCUUUUUGACAAAUGCCGAUCGAGGAUAGAAGAGUCGGCUUCUAGCCCCACCAUCCAGCUGGAGGCUCUGUCUUUCUUUGGCCAGCUUUCUGGCUCAAAGAAACUGUCCCAAAGUACAGUGAUACGGUAUGCAUCAUGUGUCUUUGAUGCUGUCUGUACAGCGGAGCCAGCCGGCAUUUCCGAGCUGCUAUCAGUAUCACUUCCUAAAUUCGGGGCAUAUAUCCCAGAAACCCAGGCACUGUUUUCCAGUGUCCUAGAUGCAUGUGCUGAACAACCAAGCCCCAGGCACAUGUCCAAUCUUGUCAGUUUCAUAGAUGAGCUCACCGCUGCCACCCUGUCUUCUUCCAUAUUACGAGGUAAUGUACUACGCGGUUUGUCGUCAAAGAAAUUGCAAGAUAAGAUCUGGCGUCUUGUGCGGCUCGUGCCGGAUCAUCAAGCCGUCUGCACCCAUGUGGGAUCGAUCCAUCGGCAGCUCAUCGCUGCUACCCUUGCUUCUCUGAUCACUAUCAUCCUUGCAGCUGAGCCAGGAGAACCGACGUUACCUCAGACCCUCAAAAUGUCUCUUGUGAAGGCGCAACGGGAUCUGCCGCUUGUAGCGGGUGCUUGCCCAUAUGCCUCUGAGACGCCAAAGAACACACCCAUAUCACUUUUUCAAGCUGCAAAUACACAAAACCCUGGUCAGCAUUUGGAAGACUGGAGUACACGCCUUGAAUCAGAACUACAAAGCCAGGGCAAGUAUCAGAGAGACGCCAUCUUACGUUCAGUAGCACAGAUUUGCACUGACCUCGAAACGCGCUGCAACACAGUCGAAGAGCCGCUACGUAGGGAGAAAGAAAAAUCAACCGAACUCGAGGAGCAAAACCGCUCCCUGAACGAUGAAGUUGAGUCAUUACGAACACAAAACGAAGACUCCAUCGAUCAGCUAGAAGGCUUAGAAAAGGAGCUAGAAGAUCUGAAAGAAGACCAAGGCCGUUUACAGGAGGAGAAUGCUACCAUUACCCAAGAAAAGGAGCAAGCGCAGUCUAGGGCCAAAGAGUUGGAGACACUUCUCAAAGAGUCAAAAUCGAAUGCGAACGAAGCGCUCAAGGCUGCACAGGAGAGUUUCAGCACAAAGGAGCUCGCACUCCAAUCAAGUAUUCUUCAACAUGAAGAAGAUAACCGUGUCCGUGAUUCACAGAUACAGCAGCUGAACGAUACUAUCAGUGAGCUAAAGCAAUCUGGAGCUCAACGCGAGAAGGACCACACCACGCUUGCCAAGGAAUAUGAGAGUCUCCAACGUCGCUGUCAGGAUAUGGAAGAAAUGCUUCAACAUGAAAGAUCAAACGCCGCUAACCGGAAUGACGGUGUUGUACGUCUCGAAACACGAGUAUCAGAAUACCGCCGCCUUCUAGAAGAGAAGGAAGCUGAGUUGGAAGAAGCCUUGAAAAAUUUAGACGCAUUGCAAAGCAUGCACCAAGAGCUCCAAGAGACAUCGGAAGCCAAGCUCAAAGACCUAGCAGCUCAGAAUACUAGCGAUAUCGAGGCACUUAAUGAGAAAGCCGAACACGUUUGUAGGACUCUUGAAGAUCAACUGCAGAACGCUCUGGAGGAUUACCAGCAAGAACAACAUGACCACGAAAAGUCGCGUCAACAGAUUGAGCAGCUCCAAGAAAUCAUUCCACACCUAGAGUCUAGAAUCCAAGAGCUCAAAGACUUUUGUAAAGAGCAAGAAGAUGAACUUGAGGAACGUAGAGCCAUCCACAAGAAUGUGUUGGCACAUUUUGGUGUCUCGUCCCAACAACCACUAGCCAUUCGCUCUGCGUCUCGAUCCUACAAGGACAUUGCCGCGACCACGACUACACGUGAGCCGCGAACUCAACGGCGACGCAAGUCCGCCUUUAUUGCACCCCAGAACAUCACGCCAAUGGCAGACUCGACUACAGAAGAUACUACUGAGGCGUCUUUUGAGUCAUCUUCGAAAGCCAACAUCCCAGCAGCCAAACGCUUGAAACCACGGCCGGCUUUCAAAGUUCCCACCAUGCUUACGCCGUACGCUCAGAAGCCCGAUUUAGUCUCUAAAUCCGUCUCGGGCAGGACAUCACCCAGUAAGCGUUCAGCGCUGCGACAAAUGUCGCCGAACCGGCGGCAUACAGUUGGGGCUUCAACGGCUGAGCAAGGAGAUAAUGAUACCACUGACGCGAGUGCGUUGAUGGAGAAGCGGGGAGAAAGUCUCCAGGAUAUCGAGUAUGCAGACUUCGAUACCGAUGAAGAGUUCCUCUCUGACACGCCACUUACACCGGGAUUUAUGGCAGGAACAGGUAGAAUUCCUAAUGAAGACGAGACGUUUACGAGUGAGCUAUGAGCAAUGUAAGACAAGAAGAAUCGGAGGAUCUAUUGGACGGACUUCAUAAGAACUAGACCAUCUACGUCGACGUCAUAUUACUAGACG
This is a messenger RNA of Bipolaris sorokiniana ND90Pr, 3381 nucleotides long. RefSeq lists its product as uncharacterized. The record is from RefSeq and is a predicted model, not a curated record. Bases 19 to 3294 code for a protein of 1091 amino acids. The transcript has 5 exons. NCBI's taxonomy places the organism in Eukaryota, Fungi, Ascomycota, Dothideomycetes, Pleosporales, Pleosporaceae.